AUGAUAUCCCUCGUGGUGGAACAGCCUAUGGAAUUUAUAAUGAUGCAGCUGAAUCCCUCAGUUAGCUCAUCCAUUCCCUCUGAACAGCCUAUGGAAGAAAAGGCUAUCACCUACAUGGACCUUGUUUUGUUCAAAGCUGCGGCGGAUGGUGACGUGGAAGCAUUUAGUGACUACCAAGGUGCUCUUGAUUGCCUGGUUGACGGAAGCCAAAACACGGUGCUUCAUAUUUACUCCAGAACCGGAGGACGCCUGGUAGUCAAAAAUGUUAGAGCGUUUCCGUGUUUUCAGAAAAGGGUAUUCGAAGGAGAGUUCUCCAUUAACUUUGUGGAGCAACUUGUCGACAAGUGCCCAUCACUGUUACUGCAACGCAAUGCCAACUGGGAAAUCCCAUUGCACAUUGCAGCAAGACAUGGGCAUUCUGGCAUAGUCAAAGUCCUUAUUGAACGCGCCAAUGUAGUGCUACAUGAAGACCCCGAGAGAGGUUUGGAUGCAACCGGGGCGAGGCAGAUGCUGAGAAUGAGGGAUGAGGAAGAAAAUACUGCUUUCCAUUUGGCCGCUCGAUAUGGUCAUCUUGAUGUGUUGCGACUAUUGGUCAAAGAAGAUCCUGAUUUUGCUUUCUUCGCUAAUACAAGCGGUGAGACUCCACUCUACUUAGCUGCCGAGGGAGGAUAUCACGGUAUGGUUACUGAGAUGUUAGAUAAUUGCAAAUCAACGGUUUAUGGCGGCCCCCAUGGUAGAACAGCUUUGCAUGCAGCAGUCCUGGCCGGAGAUGAAAAGACAGUAAGGAAACUAAUAGAGGCAAAAAUGCAACUAACCAAACAAACUGAUGACAAUGGGCGGACUCCACUCCACUAUGCUGCGCAUUUCAGUAAACGUUCAAUUGCCAAAGUUUUGUUGGAAAAAGAUGCGUCUGCUGCUUAUAUAAGUGAUAAAGAGAGAGGGAUGUCGGCUCUUCAUAUGGCAGCUUGGCAAGGCGAGCAAGGGAUAAUGGAAGAAAUUAUCUCCAAUUGUCCAG
Messenger RNA from Durio zibethinus, 1015 nucleotides. NCBI's taxonomy places the organism in Eukaryota, Viridiplantae, Streptophyta, Magnoliopsida, Malvales, Malvaceae. The record is from RefSeq and is a predicted model, not a curated record.